This is a messenger RNA of Cyphomyrmex costatus, 1710 nucleotides long. Its product is annotated as potassium/sodium hyperpolarization-activated cyclic nucleotide-gated channel 1. The record is from RefSeq and is a predicted model, not a curated record. The coding region runs from base 1 to 1710 and encodes 569 amino acids. Gene Ontology annotation, molecular function: voltage-gated potassium channel activity. Gene Ontology annotation, cellular component: HCN channel complex. The transcript is spliced from 9 exons. Gene Ontology annotation, biological process: regulation of membrane depolarization; potassium ion transmembrane transport; sodium ion transmembrane transport. NCBI's taxonomy places the organism in Eukaryota, Metazoa, Arthropoda, Insecta, Hymenoptera, Formicidae.
AUGGAUUUAAUGGCUUUUGUGCCUGAUCUCUCAACGGCAUCAAAGCAGCAAGCGGAUUUACUGCGUGAGCCGCGCUUGGUGCACAUUUGUGAGGUACCGCCGAAGGAGGAUUUAUUGGUAAGAAUGAUUCCCGGAACUUCUUUUUGGUCGAGGCUACGACGUUGGUUCCUUGGUACUCGGAUAGCGUCGCGAAAGCAUCCGUCCACGCAAUACUUUCUGAAAAGCACCCAGGGGAUCGAUUAUGAGAUCAAUCGACACCUCAAGUCCCAUCCCAACAUGAUCCAUCCUUUCAGUACUUUCAGAAUAUUUUGGGAAUCUAUGAUGACGCUAUUUAUGAUAGCAGCUUUAAUGACUACUCCAAUCUUUCUCACAUUUUAUUUUGACGAACCUGAGAAAUGGUAUUUUUUCAAUCAUGCGAUCGACAGCGUAUUUAUAUGUGACAUUGUGAUCUGGUUUUUUACUGGUUAUUAUGAUUCUCAAACACAAUUGAUAGUUCUGGACCCAAAGGUCGUAGCGAGCAAAUAUCUCCGGGGUUCCUUCGUCAUAAAUGUGUUGCCAGUGCUACCUUUGGAAUUUCUCAUCGUGCUCUUCAAAUCGAUGUGGUAUCUGGCGGCACUGAAUUUAUUGAAGAUACUUUGGAUGCGAACGGUCAUCAAUUACUCACGCAGACUCUAUUAUGUAUUCGAAAUUAAUUUCCAUCUGUACAAGAUAAUGGAGAUUAGCGUCAUUAUCAUUGUAUGCGUGCACUGGGCUGCUUGUUUGGAGUAUUAUUUGCCGCUGGCGGUCGCCAAGAUGGUCGGAGAAAAUGAUGCAUCAUGGAUACGAUCGUCUUACAUGCUGAAAAGGAAAAAAAAAUUCGCGAUUUACCUGACGUGUGUUAAUAGAGCUAUUAUUGCCUUAACUGCAUCCACGCAUUACUUGGAUGUCAGGACCCCAGAGGAUAUUAUAUAUAAUUUAAUUCUCACUAUUCUAGGAGUGCUUGGAUUUAUUUAUUUGCUGGCGCAAGUCUCGCAGUUAAUGAUAACAUUUCAUUCCACUCGCAAAAGGCAUUUACAAUUAAUUCAGCAGCUGCAACAGUACAUGAGAUACAAGGAAUUACCGUAUUCCUUGCAGCGACGAUUGCUGGCUUAUUACAAUUACCGCAACAAAAAGGGAUUCGAGAGAGACAAGAUUAUUAUCAACCAUGUAUCCCCCUAUUUGCGAGAAAGACUUCUUCUGCAUAAUUAUCGCCGAUUGCUGAACGAUGUGGAGCUGUUUAGAUAUCUGCCGGAAAUAGUGGUGGCACAAUUUGUCGGUGCCAUACGUUCCGAAAUUUUCAUGUCAAACGACGUGCUGGUUAGAGCUGGUGCGCGCGGCGAAGCUUUGUACUUUAUCGCCUGCGGUACUGUGGUCGUUUACAACAGUGCGGAGAAAGAGAUCUGUCACUUAGAAGACGGCUCGUAUUUCGGUGAGUUGGCUCUACUGAUGGAAGACGAGCGUUGGCUCGCGAGUGUCAUCGCCGCUGAAAAUUGCAAGGUCUACAUAUUGUCGCGUGUCGACUUUCAAAACGCCCUGGUGUCGUAUCCUGAUCUUCUGACACAUCUGCAGAACGUCGUGCUCUCACGCCCGGAACAGACGCAAUUACUUGAGAAGGCUGGUGAGCCGGACUCACCGACGAGGAUGUCCGGGAACAUCAAUAUCAGCAGUAUAAAAGUCAAGAAGAAGGACUAA